AUGUACUUCUUCCUCUCCAACCUGUCCUUUGUGGACAUCUGUUUCUCCUCCACCACCAUCCCAAAGAUGCUGCAGAACAUCCAGACGCAGAGCAGAAUUAUAACGUAUGCAUGCUGUAUCACCCAAAUGUAUUAUUACAUACGCUUUGCAGGAUUAUAUGACUUUCUCCUGGCUGUGAUAGCCUAUGAUUCUCUUGUGGCCAUCUGCCUCCCCCUGCACUACACAGUCCUCAUGAACCCCCGGCUCUGUGUACUGCUGGUUCUGGUGUCCUGGAUCAUAAGUGUCCUGAAUUCCUUGUUACAAAGCUUAAUGGUGUUGGGUCUGUCCUUCUGUGUAGACUCACAAAUCUCUCAAUUUUUCUGUGAAAUCUAUCAGGUGGUCCAGCUUGCCUGUUCUGACACCUUUCUUAACAAUAUGAUCAUAUAUUUUACAGCAGUGCUGCUGGGUGCUGGUCCCCUGACUGGUAUCCUUUACUCAUGCUCUAUAAUAGUUUUCACCAUACAUGGACUCUCAUCAGCUCAGGGGAAAUAUAAAGCAUUUUCCACCUGUGCAUCUCAUCUCUCAGUGGUCUCCUUAUUUUAUUUAUGCCCCUAG
Molecule: messenger RNA, 594 nt
Organism: Ceratotherium simum simum (southern white rhinoceros)
Lineage: Eukaryota; Metazoa; Chordata; Mammalia; Perissodactyla; Rhinocerotidae
Source: RefSeq, a predicted model, not a curated record